CGGGGUGUUUGAACAGGAAGGCGGACAUGUUGGUCAGGCUCAGAAAAUCGGGCAUCGUCUGCUGUUUUUCUCCGAAAACGAACACACGUCUAAACCCGAUUUCUAAGUCUUCGAUCUGAGAGAUAAGACAGUUUGGACUCGGAACAGACGACGGUCAAAGACAGUGCACAGGAUGCGGCGGAAGGACUGCCGUUAAACGUUGUAACGACGCGUUUAAACCUGAUCGAAAUUUGGAAGAAGCAGAAGUUUUUCCCCCACCACUUCUACUUUUGAGCUGUCAGAUUCUAUUGUCGUUUUCUGCAAGGGCCUGGCACAGAUACGGGAACGGGCCUGGACUAACCUUCCCACGAACUGUGCAUUCCAAAAAGACAUUACAUUUACGUUUUAAUUGCCUUUUGUUUGGAUGCACCAACGUUUUAAGCCCUUAUCCUGGUGUCCUGCGGAGGCUGACUAAUCUGUCGCCGCAUUUAUCUUUGCCACUGAAGUUGUUUGCCACUCAUACUGGGAAAACAUCUUUCCACUCUGAAAAUGUGGCUUUUGUAUAUUCAAUAUAAAUAUAAACUUUUCAUCGUCUGUGAAAGCUCGAGGAGAACGAUGUAUUUUCUUUGAAGUGAGGUGUAAAGUUCACACGAAGAAAGGGACAUUUGGCUAGCUAGCUACCGCUGGCUGCUAAAGCUAGCUAGCCAGCCUUCUGCCUCGCCAGUGAGCUGUUUUUGUUCAUAACAUCGGGGAGUUCAACAGCAAAAAUGUCUGCUCAGGAAAGUUUGGAGGCUCGAUUUGAAAAAAUCGACGCCAUGUUGAAGGACCCAAAGUCAGAAGUAAACACGGAUUGUCUUCUGGAUGGCUUGGACGCACUGGUGUAUGACCUUGACUUUCCUGCCCUGAGGAAAAACAAGAGCAUUGACAACUUUUUGAAUAGAUACAAGGAAACCAUUAGUAAAAUCCGUGAUCUACGCAUGAAAGCGGUAGACUAUGAGGUGGUUAAAGUUAUUGGAAGGGGGGCAUUUGGAGAGGUGCAACUGGUAAGACACAAAGCCACAAGCAAGGUAUACGCCAUGAAGCUGCUGAGCAAGUUUGAGAUGAUCAAGAGGUCGGACUCUGCUUUCUUUUGGGAGGAGAGGGACAUUAUGGCCUUUGCCAACAGCUCAUGGGUGGUGCAGCUCUUUUUUGCAUUCCAAGAUGACCGCUACCUCUACAUGGUGAUGGAAUACAUGCCCGGUGGCGACUUGGUAAACUUGAUGAGCAACUAUGACGUCCCAGAGAAGUGGGCCCGCUUUUACACAGCUGAGGUGGUGCUGGCUCUAGAUGGAAUCCACGCCAUGGGCUUCAUUCACAGGGACGUGAAGCCUGAUAACAUGUUGCUAGACAAAGCAGGCCACUUAAAACUGGCAGACUUUGGGACCUGCAUGAAAAUGAAUAAGGAUGGUAUGGUACGAUGCGACACAGCGGUGGGAACUCCAGAUUACAUUUCGCCUGAGGUACUGAAAUCCCAAGGAGGAGAUGGCUAUUAUGGCAGAGAGUGUGACUGGUGGUCAGUGGGAGUAUUCCUGUACGAAAUGCUAGUUGGUGACACUCCUUUCUACGCGGACUCCCUGGUGGGGACCUACAGCAAAAUUAUGAACCACAAGAAUGCCCUGACCUUCCCUGACGACAGUGAAAUCUACAAUGACGCCAAGAAUCUCAUCUGUGCUUUCCUAACUGACAGGGAAGUUCGACUUGGCCGUAAUGGUGUAGAUGAGAUCAAGAGGCACCCUUUCUUCAAGAAUGACCAGUGGACAUGGGAGAAUAUCAGAGAGACGGCUGCCCCAGUAGUGCCUGAACUGAGCAGCGACAUUGAUACUAGUAACUUUGAUGAUAUCGAGGAGGAUCGGGGGGAGGAGGAGACCUUCCCCAUACCAAAGGCCUUUGUGGGCAACCAGCUGCCCUUCGUAGGCUUCACUUACUACAGCAAUCAGCACCUUUUGCGCAGGUCCACCAGCACCACGAAGGCCAGUGACAAACGUAGCAGCUCCACAAAAGAAGACAAGAGUCAUCUGGAGAACCUGCAAAAAAGGAUCUACCAGCUGGAGGAGCAGCUCCACAGUGAGAUGCAGCUGAAGGAUGAGUUGGAGCAGAAAUGCAGGACAUCAAACACCAAGAUUGAAAAGAUCAUGAAAGAACUGGAUGAAGAGGUGAACCUGAGGAGGAGCGCAGAGACCAGCAUGUCUGUGCUGGAGAAGGACAAGAUCAUGCUGCAGCACAGAUUCACAGAGUACCAAAGAAAAGCUGACCAGGAGGCAGAGAAGAGGCGCAAUUUGGAGAACGAGGUGUCAACUUUAAAAGAGCAGCUUGAAGAUAUGAGGAAGAUCAGCCAGAACUCUCAGGCCUCAAAUGACAAGAUUGUCCAGCUACAAAAGCAGCUGGAAGAGGCCAAUGACCUCCUGCGAGCCGAGUCAGACACCGCGGCAAGACUGAGGAAGAGCCACACAGAGAUGGCCAAGUCAGUGAGCCAGUUGGAGAGCUUGAACCGUGAGCUACAAGAGAGAAGCCGCGCAGCAGACGGGGAGAAGGCCCAGCUGGAGAAGGAACUCCUGCUUCUUCAGAGCACCCUGGACUCAGAGAGGAGGAACUACAGCCAGGACUCCGAGGAGAUCAGGGAGCUCGGAGCGAGGAUGGCAGGCCUGCAAGAGGACAACAAAAGCUUGAAGCUCAGCCUCUCCAAAGUGGAAGCUGAACGCAAACAGGCCCAGGAGAGGAGCAAUAACCUGGAGAAGGAGAAGAACAAUCUGGAGAUAGACCUGAACUACAAACUGAAGACCUUGCAGCAGCGUCUGGAGCAGGAACAGACUGAGCACAGGGUGACGCGGGCCCAGCUUACUGACAAAUAUGAGUCUAUUGAAGAAGCCAAGUCAGCUGCCAUGAAUGCUGUUCAGCAGAAGAUGUCUGAGGAGAAUGGGGCGAGGAUGCGAGCGGAGAGCCGGGUAGUGGAAGUUGAGAAGCAGUGCUCAAUGUUGGAGUUCGACCUCAAGCAGUCUGUGCAAAAGAUGGAGCAGCUGAUGAAGCAAAAGGAAAGGCUGGAAGAUGAGGUGAAGAAUCUGCGGAUACAGGUAGAACAGGAGUCAAGCAAGCGCGUGCUGGCUCAGAACGAGCUGAAGAGCCGCACGCAGGAGGUGGACCGUCUGCGGUGUUCAGAGAAGCAGGUCAAACAGGAGAUUAACACAGCACUAGAGAGUAAACGAUCGCUGGAGUUCCAGCUGGCACAGCUGACCAAACAAUACAGAGGCAACGAGGGACAGAUGAGGGAACUUCAGGACCAGCUUGAGGCCGAACAGUAUUUUUCUACACUUUACAAAACUCAGGUCAAGGAACUAAAGGAGGAGAUUGAGGAAAAGAACCGGCAGGUACAAGACGCCCAUAAAAAGGUGCAGGAGUUGUGCAGUGAAAGGGACUCCCUCUCUGCCCAGCUGGAUCUGACCGUGACCAAGGCCGAGUCAGAGCAGCUUGCCCGGGCACUUCAGGAGGAAGAGUACUUUGAGCUCAGCCAAGAGAACAAGAAGGCAGCAACUAGACAUAAGCAGGAGGUCGGGGAAAAGGAGGCUACUAUUGCACGGCUUGAGGAAUCCAAUAAAACUCUGACCAAAGAUGUGGAGAACCUCAGCAAAGAGAAGGCCGAGUUAAAUGAGAAGCUUCGUACUCUGGACGGAGUGUAUGCAGCUGAGAAGGAGGAUCUUACAAAUACAAUCAAGGCCACCUAUGAGAAGGUCCUCAACACAGAGCGCACACUGAAGACUCAGGCGGUAAACAAGCUGGCAGAGAUUAUGAACCGCAAAGACAUGAAGCUGGACCAGAAGAAGAAGGGCAGUACUGCCGACCUGCGGAAGAAGGAGAAGGAGAACCGCAAGCUUCAGCUGGAGCUUAACCAGGAGAAGGAGAAGUUCAACCACAUGGCCAUCAAGUAUCAGAAGGAGUUGAGCGAAAUGCAGGCACAACUGGCAGAGGAAUGCACAUAUCGCAAUGAGCUGCAAAUGCAGCUGGACAGCAAGGAGAGCGACAUCGAGCAGCUUCGGGAGAAGCUGAACGACCUGCAACAGCGCAUGGAUAACUCUAGUGUCACCAGCUUGCAGACCGAUGAGACAGACAGCAACAUCGCAGGUAGGGUCACCACAGGGCCUAACUAGACAUUGCUGCUGCUACUUUUACUAUGCAUGAGAAACUCAAGACCCAGAUGCAGGAUUCCUCUGUGACUAUGAAGUCUGGAAAAGAGCUUCUAAGUAGUCUGAGAAUUGCGUAGAAAGAGAGGAGUUCAAAACAACAGCAAAAAUGGUUUUAGGGGUCUUAAAAACGUUGCUGUUGGUGUACUGUUUUGAGAUAUCUUGCACCUUGUGGAUGCAAAAAGGAACCCGUGAGCCAUAUUUGCAUCUUGUGGCCAUUAGAAAGAAAGAUGUGUUUGAUUGAUAAUGUGUGCAGCCACUAUUCACACAUUUGAAUGCCAUAAUUUACCCUCAUCUCAUUUU
Micropterus dolomieu (smallmouth bass) is the source of this 4493-nucleotide messenger RNA. RefSeq names its product rho-associated protein kinase 1-like. The transcript has 27 exons. Gene Ontology annotation, cellular component: cytoskeleton; cytoplasm. Gene Ontology annotation, molecular function: Rho-dependent protein serine/threonine kinase activity; small GTPase binding; ATP binding. Bases 747 to 4157 code for a protein of 1136 amino acids. The record is from RefSeq and is a predicted model, not a curated record. Gene Ontology annotation, biological process: mitotic cytokinesis; embryonic morphogenesis; regulation of cell junction assembly. Lineage: Eukaryota; Metazoa; Chordata; Actinopteri; Centrarchiformes; Centrarchidae.